UCUCGUUGCAGCCAGGAAAGUGCAUGCUGUUGAGAAGAUGAGAUGGAGUAACGUGUCGUUGAAAAGCAAAGUAAUACUGCGGUCUACAGUUAUCUUGCCAAGUUACAAACAUAUACUUACGAUGUAAAUAGGUCCAAGUAUGGAAGAUCACGGAAUGCUGGACUUUUAAGAAUUUCCAUUUUUGGAUUGGAACUAAAAACCAAGCAAACAGACAAACCCAGCCCAGCAGCAUGGCAGAGGCCUUGCUGGAGCAAGUGAAAAAACUGGAGGCAGAGCUGGUGAGGCUAAAGGCACAGCUGAGAGAGAGGGAAGGACCUUCGGCCGAACCUGAUGUUGCGGAGAGGGAUGGCCAAGGGAAUGAUGGGAGGCAGAAAGGAAAGAAAGGGGGCCAGGGACGGGUCUUUGAUUUUUCCGUCCACCCCAGGCGGCAUGUGGCCUUGCGGCUGGCAUACCUGGGCUGGGGCUACCAGGGCUUUGCUGUUCAGGAGAACACAGACAACACGGUGGAGGCCCGGCUGUUCGAAGCUCUGCUGAAGACCAGGCUCAUACAGGACCGGCAGAGCUCCAACUACCACCGCUGCGGCCGCACGGACAAGGGAGUCAGCGCCUUCACCCAGGUGAUAUCCAUCGAUUUGCGUUCCACUCAGUUUGGUGGGGGGCUGGGUGUUACCCUACCAGCUCAGGCUGAAGGGAAAGGCAAACCCGAUGUAUCAGAGCUGCCCUACGCCAAAAUGCUGAAUCGAGUGCUGCCGCAGGACAUAAGGGUUUUAGACUGGGCGGCUGUGGAAACCGGCUUCAGUGCUCGCUUUGACUGCCAGUCCAGGACGUACCGCUACUACUUCCCCCGUGGAGACCUGGACGUGGAGCUGAUGGGGGAAGCUGCCAAACGAUAUGAAGGCACCCAUGACUUCAGGAACAUUUGCAAGAUGGAUGUUGGCAACGGGGUCCUGCAGUUCCAACGGACCAUCCUGUCUGCCACCAUCCAGCCAGCUCACCCCCACAAGUCAAACUCCCCUGAUCCCUAUGACCUGUUUGUGUUUGAAAUAAAGGGUCUGGCUUUUCUGUAUCACCAGGUACGCUGCAUGAUGGCUGUCCUGCUCCUCAUUGGACAGAAGCUGGAGGCUCCAGAGUUGAUUGAUCAGUUAUUGGAUGUUCAGAGCAAUCCCAGGAAACCUCAGUACAGCAUGGCAGUGGAUUACCCCCUGGUGCUGUAUGACUGCCACUUUGAGGGGCUGCUGUGGCAAAGUGAGCCGGAGGAGGUCCGGCAAGUUCUGGGAACACUGCAGAACCACUGGACGCAGACAGCGGUCAAGACCCAGGUCCUCCAUGGGAUGAUCCAAGGCCUGCAAACCUCAGGUGAGUCUUGCUGCUCUCUUCCCUGCUGGCUCCUGGAAGGAACCAGACAGCGUAACUACCGCCCCCUGCUGGAUCGGCCUCGCUGCGAGAGCCUGGAGUCCAGAAUAGAACACUUUGUGAAGAGAGGCCGACUGGAGCGUGAGGAGGGCGAGAAUGGGGAAGGGCCAGUGCACAGGGGCAAGAGGUCAAAACACCAACACGGCCCCUCGAAUCAUCCCAGCAACAACUCCUCCUCCUCCUCUGACCCCACCAGCCAAGGACUUGAUUUGAUCUGACAUGAAGUCAUUUCAUUCCUUUUUUAUUUUUUACUUUUGAUUCAUUUCUUUUAUAUUAAGCAAUGGUUUGACUGGAGGUCCAUGCAAACCAUUUGAAUGAACAUAAUUCUGUAGGAUAUAUAACCAAGAAUUUCAUUUAUUUAUGGAGAUUUGGUUUGCCAAACUUUUGGUUGCAUGUGAAGCCAAAACUGCAUUGUAGGUGACUGAUGCUUCACAAGAUUUGAUUGUUGCAGUAAUAAAAAUGAUCCCCUUAAAGGUUGUCGCUAAAAUUCAAUUGAAAAGCUAUUCAAAAAGCUUGCAAGAGGUUAAUGGCAAGACGGACUGAAUCAUGACCACAUCAAUGCCGAAGGAGCGUCAUCUGUUACAGAUAUUGUUAAUGGAAGGAUGCCAAGGUGAGAUGUGUGGCACAGUCCACAGGGUGGCUGACUCGAGCCGUAUGCAAACUCCCAUAGUAUACAAUCCCUGCCAUUGCACUUCCUGAGCUGAAAAGUCUGCCUCUAAUUUCUCCCUGUCUGAAUAAAGAAAAAAUCCAGCACAAGUACAGAAGGACAGCGAGCCUGUCCUCUUAAAGAAAAGGAGAUAUAAUGCCAAUUGAAAGUGACGUUUGUCUAAAUCAUAACUAUAAUCAGAAGCGGAGUUAGUAGGGGUGCUAAGGGUGUGACACGCAUAUGAGCAGCCAUGGGGGGCCCCCCUGAGUACCUAAGGAAACUAAGGAAUUGGGACUAAUUUAUAUUUAAAAAAAUUGUUUCAUGAAUGUUGACAAGGAACAUUGCGUAUCGUUUGCAAUUAAAAACAACAUUUUUUAAUCUCCUAAA
Messenger RNA from Anguilla anguilla (European eel), 2446 nucleotides. RefSeq names its product pseudouridylate synthase 3 (gene pus3). Gene Ontology annotation, cellular component: cytoplasm; nucleus. Lineage: Eukaryota; Metazoa; Chordata; Actinopteri; Anguilliformes; Anguillidae. Bases 231 to 1631 code for a protein of 466 amino acids. Gene Ontology annotation, molecular function: RNA binding; pseudouridine synthase activity. The record is from RefSeq and is a predicted model, not a curated record. Gene Ontology annotation, biological process: tRNA pseudouridine synthesis; mRNA pseudouridine synthesis. The transcript is spliced from 7 exons.